AUGCGUGCCUGUUUCAAACGAGCACCAUAUCUAUCUCUUAUUUCCCACGGAAGACGAAGCCAUUCUAAUAUCUCGAGUCUCUUCAAGCUUGGACCGAACGCUUGUUUCAGAUACCGUUCUGCGCAUGAGUCUUCCCCCUCAUGCUUAUAUUUUCCUUGUUGGCAGCAAGAAGAUCUGUACUUCACUGCCUCAGAUGCCUUUAAAUAUAUUGAAAGGAACUCUUUUCUAGUAACAGUUAACCACUUACUAGCUAAUGAAGAAGAUAGCCAGCGCCCUGAUAAAUAUGUAAUUGUUCGCAUCCAGACUUUCAUCAAAGUCAUUAUCUAUUACCCUUCUUUCCUCUCUCCUCUCAGCCUCAUCAUUCUGUGCUUCUUUUUUUCUAUAUCCUGGCUCUACUUCUUUUCUCUUUCUACUUUUCUCCCUCUAAGUCUCAAACAAAUCUACUUUGCUCUCUGUGUUUUGUUCUUUGCCAGCUUGUUCUCAUUUUCUUUUUGUUUCUGCUUUGUGUUUAUUCCCAUUAAGCGCGGCCUUCUUCCUGGUCUCUUGCGGUCGUUUGGACUCGGUGGACCAGCUUCUAGCAUGGUUAUCAUUGAUAUUGCCAUGACGAGCGUUGCAGUUGCUCUUGUUAUAAACCGCGUUAUUGUUCGGCUGGUGACAAGCAAGAAGCUGGCAUCGGAUGAUUUCGUUAUUAUAGGAUCGUUGAUCAUUUGUGUUGCCAUGAACGUUAUCAACGUUGUGGCUGUUAAUCAUGGCUAUGGGCGACCUUCAUUUGAUGUGCCCGAGGAUGACUUGAAAAUAGCUCUUGAGCUAUACUUUGCCCUGCAAAUGCUUUAUAGAGUGACUAUAAACAUGACGAAGCUUUCAAUUCUGCUCUUAUACCGCAAGAUAUUUGAUACCGAGAGGUUUCGAUUCAAACUUAUCUGCGACGUCCUAUUCGUCUAUAUCAUGCUUUACACAGUCGCCACCUUUAUUGUCACGAUUUUUCAGUGUGACCCAAUCCCAAAAGCCUGGGCAAGAGAUUUGCCAGGGACUUGCGUCAAUCUUACUGCUUUCUGGUAUGCAAACGCGGCAUUGCACACCUUGACGGAUGUCAUAAUCUUGCUUCUCCCGAUGCCAGUCAUUAAGGGGUUGAAGUUGCCCCGACGCCAGAAACUUGCAUUGAAUCUGGUAUUUGCACUAGGGAUAUUGUAUGAAUUCCUGUAUCUUACCUUAUGUGAAAACCAAGGAUAA
This is a messenger RNA of Trichophyton benhamiae CBS 112371, 1230 nucleotides long. Its product is annotated as integral membrane protein, putative. The record is from RefSeq and is a predicted model, not a curated record. Lineage: Eukaryota; Fungi; Ascomycota; Eurotiomycetes; Onygenales; Arthrodermataceae. The coding region runs from base 1 to 1230 and encodes 409 amino acids. The transcript is spliced from 6 exons.